UGGCCUCCCUUCCUAUAUCCAAUCGGAGGCCGUUCUUUCUCUUCUCUUUCACCCCCAACCCUCGCUUCUCCCUCAGAGUCUGAAGUCACCGGAAUUAGCUGGAACUUGGCUCCCGACGGCCGACUACUUGCCCCUCCCACGCGUUACCUGGUGCGCGUGCCCUGCCUGCGCGUGCUCGCUCUCUCAGCAAGCGCGCGAGAACUCCCGGCUUAUUGCCCUCCUGAUUCCCUUUCCUCCUCCGCCUCCCUCCCCCUACUCUACCACCUUAGGGCGCUAGAGCGUCCCUCAAAGCGGGAGGAAGAAAGUUACGCCGGGGGGGGGGAGAGGGGGGAAAAAGAGGGCGGGACUAUAGCCUGGUGGUAGGCGGGGGAAGGAGCCAGCCUGCGGCACAGUCCGAUCCCCUGCCGGACGGAGUCGUGGUCGGGAUGGGGAGCAGCGUCUGGCGUGGCAGCAGCGUCGGAGCGGAGAUUUUGGAAGAAGAAAGAUACAGAGUAUACAUGGUGGAAUUACUUUUGCAACCCCCUGGAAGAAAUGUGAUUUAUUUCUUAAAAUGAAGUGAAAGAAUCAACAUGAAAGAGACUGGAUAUAAUACAAGUCAAGAACUCCUUUUUUAAAAGAAACAGCUGCCAUAGUAUUUAAAUAGUCUCUUCCAAAGAGUGAUUUGCACUAAUAUUAAAGUAGAAGGAAAAGUUAAAUGCUAUAAAAUCAUCAAUAAGUAAUUGUAUGGCUUUUAAUUGUAUAAGUUGUUUUAUUUUGUCUCCAAGAUUUUAAAAAAUGUUUUCAUAAAAAAAAACGGCAGAAGCUAUAUUGACGUAAUGCAGUCUGAAGAGUUGGAAGUGGUAAUUGGGACAUUUAACACAGUGUCAUAACUUUAACAAUUUUCAGAACUGCUCAGAAUUGCUCUGCUCAGAAUCUUUCAAUCUUAUUUUAUAAACACAUUGUUUCAUAAAUAAUGGCAUGGGUAAAGUUCUUGAGGAAACCUGGAGGAAACCUUGGAAAAGUAUAUCAGCCUGGAAGUAUAAUGUCUUUGGCUCCUACCAAGGGCUUGUUAAAUGAACCAGGACAAAACAGUUGCUUUCUUAACAGUGCUGUGCAGGUUUUAUGGCAACUUGACAUAUUUCGACGGAGUUUAAGAGGUCUAACAGGACAUGUUUGUCAGGGUGAUGCCUGCAUAUUCUGUGCUUUAAAGAUGAUAUUUGCACAGUUCCAGCAUAGUCGAGAAAAGGCACUCCCAUCAAACAAUAUGAGGCAUGCCUUGGCUGAAAGCUUUAAAGAUGAACAGCGAUUUCAACUUGGUUUUAUGGAUGAUGCAGCAGAAUGCUUUGAAAACAUCCUUGAGAGAAUCCACUAUCAUAUAGUGCCAAGCUGUGAAACAGAUAUGUGUACUUCUAAAUCCUGCAUUACUCACCAGAAGUUUGCUAUGACAUUAUAUGAACAGUGUGUAUGUCGCAGUUGUGGGGCAUCUUCAGAUCCUUUGCCUUUCACAGAAUUUGUUCGUUAUAUUUCAACAACAGCUCUGUGCAACGAAGUUGAUAGGAUGUUGGAAAGGCAUGAGCGGCUCAAGCCUGAAAUGUUUGCAGAACUGCUUCAGGCUGCAAAUACUACUGAUGACUUCAGGAACUGUCCUAGUAACUGUGGUCAAAAAAUAAAAAUCCGCCGUGUUCUAAUGAAUUGUCCUGAAAUUGUCACAAUUGGCUUAGUCUGGGAUUCAGAACAUUCUGACCUGACAGAAGAUGUCAUCCGGAAUUUGGCAACGCAGCUUUAUCUUCCAGGGCUGUUCUAUAGGGUUACAGAUGAACAUGCCAAAAAUAGUGAGCUUUAUCUCGUGGGGAUGAUUUGCUAUGCAAGCAAACAUUAUUGUGCCUUUGCCUUUCAUACCAAGAGUUCCAAAUGGGUGUUGUUUGACGAUGCUAAUGUGAAAGAGGUUGGAACAAAAUGGAAAGAUGUGGUGUCCAAGUGCAUUCGCUGUCAUUAUCAGCCAUUGCUGCUGUUUUAUGCAAAUCCAGAUGGUACACCAGUAUCAACAGAAGAUGCACCAAGGCAGAUAAUUCACUGGUCACAUUAUAAAGCCUGUGCAGGAAAUGGAGAAGAACUUGGAUUUGAAAAGUCUGCUUUUUCUAAAUCAGACCGUGUAAAAGAAAAUGGGUUUGGAGAAUCUGUUACACAGAAGAGCACUAAAAAAAUUCAGCCAGAUGACUCAAUCUUUAGUCGAAACCAUAUUCAGUCUGGUGGUGUCAGAGGGUCAGCAGGUAAAUUGGGGCAUAACGAGCAUAGAGAAAAGGCAAAGGACCUUUCCAGAGAGUGUGCUCAGAAGGUAGCUGAAAUGAAAAGUUUCUCAUCCUCUCUAAGAAAAGAUGCUGACAGAGGAUCAAAGAGAGAAUCUGGAAAACAAAGAGAUAUUUCUGGAGAAAUCCGCACCAAUUUUAAGCCAGGAUCGCCACCUUCUGGAAAUGGAUUUAGGCAGCAUUCUAAUGAACUUACGUGUGGUAGUCAGGGGAAAGGAACUUACCGACAUGAAAAGGUACAUAACCAAAUCAGAUCCACUGCACAGGUGUUGGGUUCAAACAGAGCUAAUGGCAUUUCUGAUGGAGAGAAGAUGAGCCGCAUAAAGACUGACAGUAUAACUGGUUACGAUACAGACAGUAGCCAAGACUCCAAAGACAAAGGAAGCAUCAGUAGCAGCAAAAGUCGAAGCAGAGGUUGGAAACCAAUACGAGAGACACUAAAUGUAGACAGCAUCUUUUGUGAGUCUGAGAAGAAAGAGCAUUGUUCAAAGCCCAAAUUAAAUGUAAGCAAUAAACCUAAACAUGAAAAAGAACAGAGUUCAAACAACUGGCCAAAAGAAAAUCGAAGUCAAAAAGGCUUGAUGACUAUCUAUGAAGAUGAAGCAAAACAAACAGGGAGCCGGAGUUCCUUAGAUUCAGAAGGGAAAGGAAAUGCAGAAAAAAGCAUAGGAUUUACAGAGAGAAAAACGCAUACUGACAGUUGGCAGAUACAAAGGACUGAGUCUGGUUAUGAAAGCAGUGAUCAUGUAAGCAACGCAUCUGCUAAUCUGGAUUCGCCUGUUAUUGAAGGAACCAGCCCAGUGGAUACUAUUGCUAUUAAGGAAUCUGUUUCCUGCAGUGACCAAAAUCUGGCAGUCAGAUAUCCUGGGUGUGUCUUGCAGUCUGCCUCCCAGCAGAACAAAAACUCUUUGGAUGGUAAACAUCAACACUGUUUUGCAGCCUUGAAGAAAGACCAAGUUAAUACCCAUAUUAACUAUAGAUCUCAUAACCUACCUUCAGCAUCUCAUCUACAUAUACAGAGUCCACCAUUGAAAAGGAUUGACAUACCUGGUUGCAAUAAGUUUUUCCCUUCAUUAACACUACAGACCACUUUAAAAGACCAUACUGAGAGAGAAAUGAAGAACUAUGCACUUACUGAGCAAAGCUCUGCACAGCGGCCUAAUGGUAAAACAAACGUACUAGUACAUGGUGCUGACAAUUCAGCUUGUUACAAUGCUGAGAACUUAACCGCAUCUGAAAAGGUUCAGAAUAGUGAAUCUCUAUCUUCCCAUUUGGAAUUGCCUCACACGAGAACAGUUAGAACCAGACCAGCGCUUGCAUUUUUCUUACAACAGAAUAUAUCCAAACCUUCCUACACUGAAAUGGCUUCACCUGGUGAGCGUAAACUUCCCUUGUAUAGUGGCAGGACUGCUGAUGAUACACCAGAAGCAAUUUACCAAAAUCUCCCUCCUCCUUUACCACCAAAGAAAUAUGCUUUGACUAGUUUGCAUGGAUCAGAAUAUGACUCUACCAUAGAUUUGAAACUAAGAGAAGUACCGGGCACAAAUCCUUCAAACAGUGAAAGGCACGUUAUAAGUAUAACUUCAAAGACUAUACCUGAAGCAAGUCCAUUUGCAGGUGAAGAAAGACAUAAAGGAUCAUUUCACGGGAAUGAGUCUUCCAAGAUGAAUUUUCCAUCAAGUUUAUCAGUAAAUGACCUGUGGGCUGGAUCUAGUAAUCCUAUAAAUAAGGGGGCUUGCCUCACAGGACAAAAUGCUAGCUCCCUGGAUGCAAAUGCAAAUGAUAUUGUAUCUCUUACUACUUAUUUUUCAGUUGACAACUGUAUGACUGAUACAUAUAGGAUGAAAUACCACCAGAGACCCAAGCUGUAUUUUGCGGACACUGGCAUGAUAAACAAAGAGACAUCUUUGCCACCAAGUGGAAUGCAGCUGAGCACUUCAUACCACAAUACCUCUGGAACAAAUUAUCCCACAGCUGAGCAGAGACAUAAACCUAGCAUUGGAAAUAUGUAUUGCAAUAGGUAGAAUAUGUAAUGAGUGAGAAUAAAUCCUUGGCACUCCAAUGUGUUGCAAUAUUUAGGUUUCCGUAUUUCAUCUAGAAGUUAUAGCUGUUGAACUAUAGUUUUGCACAUGCAUGAUCAAGAAAGAUGUGGAGAAUUUUGGUCCUAUGUUCAUGGAUCUGUCAUUUUUCUGCUUUAACAAUAUUUGCACUCACUAUAAGCUAAUGCAGAAUUAUUCUACCAGAACUGUUACACUUUUAAACUCAUAACCUAUAAUAGAUCCCCUUUAAAUUUUCAUUUGAUAAAUACGAAUAGUUUGCUUUUUGCAAUUAAUGAAUGCUGUUCCUUUUUAAUGACUUGGUUUAAAACAAGAUAAUUUGUACUAGUUAUCUUGAGAUUAAUUAGUACAAAUAAUUAUGAAAUACUUCCUUUUGGUUUUGAUUUCAUAACUGUUUGAAAUUGGUUGCUAAUUAUAUUUUAGGGCACUUUCUUUAGAUUACAUAAUGCAAAUCAUAUAUCCUUUAAUCUUCCAUCAUCACUUUGUUUAUUAGUCAUAAAGACAUAGGAACCUGCCUUACAUUGAGUCAGACCAUUGAUCCAUCUAGCUCAGUAUUAUCUACACUGACUGUCAGGGUCUCUCCAUGGUUUCAGAUGGGAAUUCCUCCUAGCCCUGUCUGGAGAUCCUGGUGACUGAACCUAGCAUCUUUUGCAAAUGUGCUCUAUCGCUGAGCCAAGGCCCUUCUCCAGUAAGGAAAUGUUUAAGGACAAUCUUUUGUCUUGAUUGUCAAGAUCUCUCAUGUAGAAUAGUCUUUAACAGUUUUGGAAUAGUGGGUUUACAGUGGGGAAGCCCAUCCCAUAACUUUUGCUGUAAUGAAUUAUGGCUGAAAUGUUAUCAAUAUUAUUUAUUCUGUGUUUAUACUUGCAUGUAUCUUUGGGCUAAGUUUGCAAUAACAAAAUAGUACAGUUCUCAUUGGGGUCAGUACCACGUUGGAUUUCACUUGGGAGAUUUCCCCCACACAAUGAAAACUAUGCUCCUUAUGUAAAGUUUUCACAAUAUGGAAUGCUUUGUGUGUUUGCAUGCGAUAUAAUUCUUUUUUCUUAUCAAGGCAAUUUCAAAUAAACUCCUUGUGUGAAAACUAAAGUUACAGACCUACAUGAACUGUACUACCUCAUUGUAGCAUGUUUGAGUCUGUCCUUAGUAUAUGUAAGCCAAGAAAAUUAUUUUAGUUCAGAGGUAGACAAUGCAUGGCUUAAAUAUUCUUGAAGUUACUUUAUAAAAGUACUGACCCUCCCUAGAACCCUAUCUAUCUUGCAAGCAUGUGAAAAGAGAAGUGCAUUUAAUGGGAGUUGACUUUCCCUUCAUAUUCAGGUACUUUUAAUUAAAAAAUUACAGUAGUUCUAAUGCUAUUGUUGCCUUGCUACACUGGUAAAAUGGAGCUUUUUCUUGCUGUUGUAGGUGCACUUUAUAACUAUUUUAGUCUUGUCUGCAAUCCUAUAAAUGCUGAUAGGAUAUGCUGAUAUCAGAACUAUGCACAGAAUGUUACGUACAAUAAGAAAAAAUUACCAGAAAAUAACAAUUUAUCUUGAGUUUUGUGAGUCAGUUAUUUCCAUUGUCCUGGAUACCUUUAACACAAGUAUGUCCAUCAGAUUUUUAGUAUUUGAAAUGAUGCCUUAAUAAGUGACUUUGAAUUUAUUUUAAUAAAUAGUAGCUAGAUCUUCAAAUAGCAAUAGCUGGUGUUCCACACAGCAUACAUUAAAUACUGCGAAUUCUGCGUAGCAGUUGGAUGUAGUAGGGGUUAUUUGGGACUGUCCUUGUGCUGCAAGAGAGAUUUUCAUAACGUGAGUAGUAUAACUAUAUUUUUAUAUUAAACUUGCUCUGGAAAACAGUAUUUAUUAAUCUCUGCAUGUGGAAGAUACUGUUGGUUUUCCUAAAGUUUUAUUUCAAACUACAAGCAGGGCACAAUAUAAAAUAUUCCCAGGAGUGCCUUCUGUGGAAUCAAUUCCUUUUUGAAGGUUGAAAUGGAAUUCUCAUCUAGAUACUGUAGGAUAAAAAUAGUUUUUAUGGCACAAUACUCUUUUGGUGGUAUUCAACAAUGUUGUCCUGUUCGUGCAAGGACUUCCACUUGCACAAUGGAACUUCUCCUCCCCCUCAGGUGUCCCCCCAUCUGUUCUGCAGGUUGCACCAACUCUCUGGAGAAGAUUUGGGGGAUGCACAAAGGAGAAGAGGGAGGUGAAGUUCCAUUAUGCAAGCAGAAGUCCUUGCAUGAACAGGAUGACUUGGUUUGAUAAAACCCUUCACUUUUGAUAAACAUUUCGAAUAAAGUAAGGCCUUCAAGGGGUGGGAGAUAAGAAUAAAUGCCUUUUAGUUUUAAGCAGUGAUUUUAAAAGACUCCAAAUGCUUGCACUGUGGUUGGAUUAAAUACAGAACAUGUUUGUACUUUUAACCAAAUGGUGACAAUCAUAGUUACCCAAGGGUAGUAGAGACUUUAGGUCUGUUCAAGACAUUGCUUUGUCCUAGGAUUCUAUUUGGUGUGAGAUGAGAAGCAGGCAAUGACUGCAUUGUGAGAUCCCACAUUUAUUUGAGUGUGGGAUCUUUCUGACCCAGUCAUAACCUGUGUAGACUUGGGAACCGAGUAGUAUCUGAACAGGCCUCUUGUGUUCACGUUAAGUGUCUUGACCAUAAACAUAACCUAAGAUUUGUUGCUUAUCAGUAUGUAUGCAGCAAACCAAAUUAUCUUGUUGCCUCUCUUUCCUCCAUCAGUAGUGAUUCUGCAAAUGGUAAUGCUUUAUUUAAAGCGUGUACAUAUAACACUUAUGACUGCAAGUGAAACUGGACCUUUUCACUUCAGUGUAAGACAGAAAGAACUUAAUCUAAAAGCAGCUGUGUAAAGUUACUUUUUCUAAUACUUGAGGGGUUUUUGUUUUUUAAAAAACUUUUCUAUCUCAUUCCUUAUACACAGAUAAUGUGUAAUAUUGUUUUAAAGACUUAAUGGGUAGAAGUGGAAUUGUGACAAGUACUGGAAUCUUUAAAUGUAUAGUUGAAAGCUCUUACUCAAAUUAUGUAUUUGAAUUUGCAGUAUUUAUGUAAAUACUAACAAAUGUGAAUGACCUGCUGUAAGAGCGUUAUUACAUUUUAAAAAUGUGCAUAGCAAGUAUUCACUUUCUGUACAAAUGAGAAAUGUUUGACUUGUAAAUUUGUUUAUAAAGUGCUAGUAGGCAGUUAGCAAACUUACUCUGUUAAGAAAUAGCAUCAUACAUUCUGAAGUGUACAUAUCGUUUAGAUGUUUGUUUCUAUCCUUUCUAGAUGACCUUUUGCACAGAUUUGUGGCUACCAGAUAAUGCUUCUGUCAUAACAGGUGGUCAAUUUUUAUAACUGACUGUGCACUCUUAAGUAGCUAAAUAUUUGCUAGCAAAUGUGCAGACAUUGAUUUUGACUUUUCCAGGGUGCCUAUUUUUAUAAUUGUUCCCUUCAGAUUAUAGAUUUGUAUGACUUUUGUAAUGUUAAAUGCAUUUAACAUGUCUUGUAAAAAAUAUUUUCAUUGUCUAGAAAAUUUUAAUCCAAAUCAUUUUUCCGCCCAGUCAACUGUUAGAUAAAGAAGUUACCCUAUACAGUGUUUAUCUACU
This is a messenger RNA of Rhineura floridana, 7908 nucleotides long. RefSeq names its product ubiquitin specific peptidase 53 (gene USP53). Gene Ontology annotation, biological process: response to auditory stimulus; sensory perception of sound; protein deubiquitination. Lineage: Eukaryota; Metazoa; Chordata; Lepidosauria; Squamata; Rhineuridae. Gene Ontology annotation, molecular function: cysteine-type deubiquitinase activity. The record is from RefSeq and is a predicted model, not a curated record. Bases 953 to 4309 code for a protein of 1118 amino acids. The transcript is spliced from 16 exons. Gene Ontology annotation, cellular component: cell-cell junction.